Messenger RNA from Brachypodium distachyon (stiff brome), 2009 nucleotides. RefSeq names its product vicilin-like seed storage protein At2g28490. Lineage: Eukaryota; Viridiplantae; Streptophyta; Magnoliopsida; Poales; Poaceae. The transcript has 5 exons. The record is from RefSeq and is a predicted model, not a curated record. The coding region runs from base 1 to 1512 and encodes 503 amino acids.
AUGGAUCGUUGCGGGGUAGUCGUGAUGACGCCGCUGCUCACGCUGCUUCUCCUCCUCUCGGGCCGCUCGGCGAUGGGGGCGCCGCGUUACCGCGAGAGAUGGGAGCAGGAGGGGCCGGAGUGGCGGCCGGAUGAGGAGGGGAAGGGGGGGAAGGGGCUGUUUCUUCUCGACAACGUGGAGAAGGUGGUGGAUUCGGAGGGUGGGCAGGUGCACGUCGUGCGCGGGCCGUUUGUGCCGGAACAGCCGUGGCAGCAGUACGGCGCGUGCCGGGAGGGGCUGAUGCACAUCGGCUUCAUCACCAUGGAGCCCAAGACGCUGUUCGUGCCGCAGUACAUAGACUCCAACCUCAUCCUCUUCGUGCAGCGAGGGGAGGUGAAGAUUGGGUGGAUCCACAACGACGAGCUCGUGCAGAAGCAGCUUAAGAUGGGCGACGUCCUCCACAUCGAAGCCGGUGCGACCUUCUACAUGGUCAACACCGGCAAAGGACAGAGGCUGCAGAUCAUAUGCAGCAUCGACGCAUCGGAUAGCCCCAUCGGACUCGGCCCUUAUCAGUCCUUCUUUCUUACUGGGGGAGGGAACCCGACGUCUGUGCUGGCCGGCUUCGACCCAAAGAUGCUUGUCACCGCUUUCAACACCACUUACGACGAAGUGGCAAGGCUCUUUCGGCCGGAAACCCGGGGGCCCUUCGUGUCCUUCGGCACGGAGCCCGGGAGCGGUGGAAAAGAGCGUGGACAACGGGAAGAGGAAGGUGAUGCCGGAAACAAGGAAGAAGCGAGCAGGAAGGCCGGGCCAUGGAGGCCCGUGGGCAGAGGCGAUGAUGAGGAGCGCGAUGACGAACAGUCGUCGACAUGGUCAUGGAGGAAGCUGAUGGGCAGCUUCAUUGGAUUCGGAGGGGCCUCCAACGAUGCCGCGCAGCUGGAAAACAAGAAGGACAAGACGGUGCGCGCGCCGGAGCCUUACAACCUGUUCGACCACGAGCCCGGCUUCCGGAACGCCUACGGCUGGAGCGUCUCCGUCGACAAGCACGCCUACGAGCCCCUCGACCACUCCGACAUCGGCGUCUAUCUCGUCAACCUCACCGCUGGCUCGAUGAUGGCGCCGCACGUGAACCCGAGGGCGACGGAGUACGGCGUGGUGCUGGGCGGGGAAGGCGAGGUCCAGGUGGUGUUCCCCAACGGGUCCCUGGCGAUGAGCGCGAGGGUGAGACCCGGCGACGUGUUCUGGAUCCCGCGUUACUUCCCGUUCGCGCAGGUGGCGUCGCGGAGCGGGCCGUUCGAGUUCUUCGGGUUCACCACGUCGGCGCGCCGGAACAAGCCGCAGUUCCUCGUCGGCGCCAACUCGCUGCUGCGCACGAUGCUCGGGCCGGAGCUCGCGGCCGGGUUCGGCGUCCCCGAGAAGGAGCUGGGGGAGCUGAUGCGGGCGCAGAAGGAAGCGGUCAUACUGUCGUCGUUGCCGGAGAAAGAGGAGAAGGGGAGGGAGCAGUCGGUUAUUAAGCAGGUGGCGAAGGAGUAAUUAGUGCGUGCCGCUAGCUGCUUUGUAUCGAUCGAUCUACCCUGUCUUUUGAGCAUGCAGUCGCCUUCAUUUUCAGGUCGAACCUCGUGUAUCUGGACGUGUGUCCGCCUGCACUGUGUGUGUGCACGCUAGUAGUUUGUGUUAUGUUCUUCCUUCUUCGUGUUUCUUACUUCAUGGAGUUUUCGGCGUCCGUCAAUAAAUAAAGAUGCUUGUGAGAUUCAGCCGUGGAUGCAUGGUAAAUUGGUACCGUCCAUCUGUCAACUUUAACCAAAUUUGAAUACAUCUAUACACUAAGUCAGCAUGCAAACUUAAACUUAAAAGACAGCUUCGUUAGUUCGCUGUUCGUAGAGUGGAGCAGUUGAGGUUCUGAAUCUUCGGAUACAUCAGUAGAGUUACUCAAGGUAACCUUGUAGAACAGAGAGCGCCAAGAGUCCAGAACAAACCUGAAACAACAAAGUCCCCUCAAGUUUUCUAUCCGUCUAAUUACAAGUUGAAAA